AUGUCGAGUCAGGAGGCAGCCUGCGAGCAGUUCCAUCCUGUGUCAUAUCUGGACAGAGAUCGACACCCAGGUCGGAUAACGAAUGCGAUUGUCAGUUCUUGCGGCCUUGAGCUGGAGCGCAGGAACAACUUGAAUACCAAGUUAGCCAUUGCCGAUGACCACGAUCUUCUUGUCAGUCAGUCCCGUGUGAACAAGCUUGCCAGCGAACUGGUCCAAAUCGAUGAUGUUUGGUAUUUUGGUAUUUCCACCAAUUGA
Molecule: messenger RNA, 255 nt
Organism: Penicillium mononematosum
Lineage: Eukaryota; Fungi; Ascomycota; Eurotiomycetes; Eurotiales; Aspergillaceae
Exons: 2
Coding region: 1-255 (84 amino acids)
Source: RefSeq, a predicted model, not a curated record